Messenger RNA from Kwoniella mangroviensis CBS 8507, 1932 nucleotides. RefSeq lists its product as uncharacterized. The record is from RefSeq and is a predicted model, not a curated record. The coding region runs from base 1 to 1932 and encodes 643 amino acids. The transcript has a single exon. NCBI's taxonomy places the organism in Eukaryota, Fungi, Basidiomycota, Tremellomycetes, Tremellales, Cryptococcaceae.
AUGUCGUCCCCCGAAGCUGUUCAACCUCUUUUCACCCGCUCACCUUUGAUCUUCCCCCCUCACACUCAAACCCAGCAUCAGAAUCAGGAUCAAGCUCUGUUCGUCACUUCACCUAUAUCCACUUCCCCUCCUCCGGCCUCGGACUUACCCACGAAAUCUCGCGGUGGUUAUCAAUCGUCUACAUUCACUUCCACCCAAUCUUCACCAGUAUUCGAAACUCUCUCUUUCGAAAAGAUAAAAAUCCCUUCUUCUACAACAGCUUCCACUGACUCUGAGGCAUUCUCAUCCGACUACGCUUCCAAUUCCAAUAUCCAAUCUCCCUCGUUGAUCAGUUGUUUGUUCCAAUCUACGUCGAUCGUAGCGGGAAACACCAAUAAUCAUAGUCGAAAAUACUCCAAUUCAACCACUACUUCACCAUAUCCUAGUCGACCACCUUCCCGGAAUGGCUCUUUGACAAAAGGAACUGGCUCGAAACCAAUUUUAAGGAGAGAUACGAUGAUGUCUCAUUCUACUUCUGCCAGUGAGGAUGGUUUCGGAUUGGGUAUACGACAAUUACCAUUAGAUCGAUCUCGACCUGCUACUAUCGACGGACAGGCUCCUACAGCCACAGCAGCACCGGCACCGGCACUGAGGAAAAGACCAUCAUGUUUGACUUUCGCUGUAUCUUCACCCACACCUAGAUCUAGUGGUAAUGCCAAAGCUGGACCGAGUCGAUCUACUUCCGCAUCGCCCACUUCGUCAUAUACUAAUGGUAAAAUGGCGAGAAGUCCCUGUAUCAAACCCAACUGGAGCAAAGUCAGGGGCCAGGUAGAACGUGAGAUCCAAGAAGACGAGGAAGAGGAAGAUGAAGAUGAAGAAGAUGAUGAUGGUGAUGAUGUUAUGGUGGAUUCUCCUUUGCCUAUUCCAGGACAUGGGGAGAGUGAUGAAGAGGAUCAAGGAUAUGUGGAAGAUGAGGAAGAUGGUUUUACGACAGAUGAAGAUCAAGAUGACGAUGAAGUGAAUGGAGGUCGAGAUAGAUUGUUCGGAAAUUGGAAUACAGUUGAAUGGAAUGAAGAGUACCUCAUUACCACACCUAAAAGAAGGAAUACCGACUUUGCCAAUAUGGUGCCCGCUCAUCCAAUGACGUCGACCGACGACAAUGACAUUCGUGAUCCUUCACAUGAGAAUAUAGUUAGUCCAAGAGGAAGGAAAACUUCUAUCUGUAUAAACACAAAUACGAAACCGUCUUCGAACAGAUGUACGAGACAUCGAUCACCCCCACCUCCCACCCGAUCAUCUUCCACAUCUUACAUCUCCGCUCCUCCUGCUGCGCGAUCUCCGUCGGCCGCUGGCUUAUGCAGAAGAAGAGGUUCAGGUUCGGUCGAACAUCCUCAUCAAAGUCAAAUUUUUACCAGUUCCAAGAAAGGUUGGAAAUCGGACGAUUCGGCGUUUUUCUCAACUGGACCACCGAUAAUGAAAACCAAUUCAUUCAAGUUACCUUCUGCUUCUGCCGCUGGAUUUACUGGGUAUUCAAGGAAAUCGUCAUUACCUACACCCAAAUUAGAAGAUAAAUGCUAUCGAUCCAAUUCGAGUACAAGAUCAAUCUUAAAACAUAGUGAGAAUGAAGGGAAAACCAAAGUCAAAGCGGAAUCACAACCUAUGAUUAGAUCUUCGGGCGAGAAUAAGAUGAAGAUUCCACCUAAAACACCUCCUUUGACCAAUGAUAAUAAUAUCAUGGUCGUACCGAAUACGAAUAUGAAUCAUAUUGGCUCAGUGAAUCUUUUAAGAAGGGGUUCAGCACCUGUCACUACCCUAAAGAAGGAUACAGAACACUUGGGUGUGGGUGUGGGGAAUAGACCGAAUUGUCUGGCUAGGAGUGCGACGGGUUAUGAGCGCGAGGAGGAGAUGGGUGGAUAUCAUCAUCAUCAUCACAAAGGAAUCAGGAUACUUUAG